GCAGACCACAGGAGUGCUGCCCACUGGUAGUGCUAAGCUACAUGAAUUACAGGAACAGUGACUAAAGAGCCUACCUCAAGACCCUCCACAGCACUCCCACCAAGACAGGAAGAAUGAAAAUAUUAAGCCACAUCCUUUAUGUUACUCUGUUACUGCUUUCCAACGUAUCGUGUUACAAAGUGUUCAUAGAGAGGGAGAAGGCACAUCACGUGCUGAGAAAACGUGCCAACCAUUUCCUAGAGGAAAUUCUUCCAGGAAACCUAGAGCGGGAAUGUUAUGAAGAAACAUGUUCUAGAGAGGAAGCUCGAGAAAUUUUUAAAUCACAGGAGAAAACGACAGAGUUUUGGUAUCACUAUAAAGAUCUUAGCCCAUGCAAAGAAAACCCAUGUCAAAAUGGAGGAAUCUGCCAACAGUAUCACUACACAUAUACUUGCUUGUGCCCCCCUCGUUAUGCUGGGAGACACUGUGAAAAUGUGCGACAGGAGUGCUGGUAUAAGAAUGGAGGAUGCUGGCAGUACUGCACAGACACCCCCCGAGCACUCAGCGUGACCUGCUCCUGUGCAAAUGGCUACACCCUGGAAGACGAUGGCAAGAAAUGUGCCCCAGCUGUUAAAUUUCCUUGUGGACUGACAGCUUUCUCAUCGCGCUCUCUUCUGGAUCUGGAAUCAGAUGAACUCUUCAAUACGGACUACAACAUCACUACUCGUUCCCCACCCAGUUGGACACCGACCGCGUCUAAACCAAGAAGUUUAAAUGAAACUCUAGAGCUGUCCCUCAGUAACGAGACUGAAUCAGCUCAAACAAUAAACAAACCAUCGGCAACUAUGUCAUCUCAGCACUUGGGAGGAAUAAAGAAUGACACCAACAGUUCAUAUAUAAGUGUUGGUGGUUAUGGUCCUCUUGAAAAUUCAGCGACUAACAUGAAUCAUACAAACAGAACAGACAGUGGACAUGGUUAUUCUGAGAGCUCCCUGGCAGAUGAACAUGCCCGGAUUGUUGGCGGCAUGCUCUGUGAGUUGGGGCAGUGUCCGUGGCAGGUCUUAGUCCGUACAAUCCGAGGAGUCGAUUUCUGUGGUGGGAGUCUUAUUAGUGCACGCUGGGUAUUGUCAGCUGCCCACUGCUAUGAGGAUGUUGUUCCUCAUCAUGUUACCAUUGGUGAUUUUGACAAAAAUCUGCGGGAUAGGGAUGAACAGAAGAUUCACGUCUUACAAGUUUUUUCCCAUCCAUAUUACCUAGGAGCUUAUUAUGAUCAUGACAUUGCACUUCUGUACUUACGCAACCCAGUUGUCUUUGGUGAAUACUCACGACCCAUCUGCUUGCCUACUCCUAGCCUUGGGCGUUUACUAACGCAGGAAGGGGAGGUAGGGCAAGUAAGUGGAUGGGGAUCUACACGCUUUCAAGGACGUGCUAGUCGUUUUUUACUAAAGGUCCGGUUACCUGUUGUCAGCCAAGAGGCCUGCACCGCAUCCACUGAAAAUGUGUUAACAGGAAACAUGUUCUGUGCUGGAUACAGCAUUGAAGCCAAAGAUGCCUGUAAAGGGGACAGUGGAGGUCCAUUUGCUGUAUUAUAUCGCAAUUCCUGGUACUUGGUGGGGGUCGUGAGCUGGGGAGAAGGAUGUGCAGCAGAAGGAAAAUAUGGUGUAUAUACAAGAGUGUCAAAUUAUAUUUCAUGGAUAAAGGACACUAUCAUUGAAACAGAGGGAUUUGAUGAGUCACUUGUCCAGACAUUAUGAUCUACCACUGUUAUCCAGAAAACAAUUCUGUCAUGUAGAAUAAAUUAUACAAGUUCAUAUAGAGAGAAAA
Rana temporaria (common frog) is the source of this 1803-nucleotide messenger RNA. Its product is annotated as coagulation factor VII-like. Bases 114 to 1733 code for a protein of 539 amino acids. Gene Ontology annotation, biological process: proteolysis; blood coagulation. The transcript has 9 exons. Gene Ontology annotation, cellular component: extracellular region. Gene Ontology annotation, molecular function: calcium ion binding; serine-type endopeptidase activity. The record is from RefSeq and is a predicted model, not a curated record. NCBI's taxonomy places the organism in Eukaryota, Metazoa, Chordata, Amphibia, Anura, Ranidae.